Molecule: messenger RNA, 2682 nt
Organism: Penicillium canescens
Lineage: Eukaryota; Fungi; Ascomycota; Eurotiomycetes; Eurotiales; Aspergillaceae
Product: ankyrin repeat domain-containing protein
Exons: 8
Coding region: 1-2682 (893 amino acids)
Molecular function (GO): protein binding
Source: RefSeq, a predicted model, not a curated record
AUGGCAGAAAUUCUAGGAGCUGCUUCUGCUGUUGUUGGCCUUGCUGCUUUUGCAACUCAAGUUGUGGAAAAGCUCGAUGCUCUGAACGCUAUCUAUAGGUACAACCGGACUGAAGCUGCAGUUUCGAUUGAAUCAUUGACAGGUCUCCUCAAUAUUCUUCGCUUAAUAUUACGGUCUGCCCAGUCCCUAGAGGGGCAUCCGGCGGUCGAUCAAGCGAUUGUGAAAUGUCAGGAGACCUACAGCAUCAUUGACCUUGGUCUAGACGAUCUUUUACAGAGAAUUUCAAAUAUGCCAUCUGGCAAGCGAGCCCAUUUGAAGUCGGUGAAACUACUAUUUUCACGGGAUAUUCGCCGGGAGGUCGAAAAAAUCGAAUCCAAGCUUGACCUCAUGACCAAGACACUGACUUUGACACUACUGGGGUUUCGAGUUUACGCCGUUCUCGGCUUUGUUUGGAAAAUGCGACAACAAAGAAUGCACUGCGAAGAGCACUUCUUGGAAAGGUUAAAGUUGGUGUCAGGCACUGGCACGUACACCAUACAACCAGCCCUCAGUCUAGAAAGGGUGGCCCGAAAGAGCUUUUACGAACUGUAUCGCUUGGACGAUGGUCUUAAGAACCACAGAAACCCGGACGGCAAGGGUUAUGUCCAGGAGCUUCUUACUUAUGGGCCUUGGAGGAAUCAAGAUAGACAGUUCGCUCUUUUGAGGAUUUUAGUUCGUGAUUUUGGCAUGACACUUGAAAAUCAGGAUCAAAGCUUCCUCCUUCAAUGUGUAGCUUGGAUAGGAGAGGGAUCCCAUCUUGAUUUGCUUAAUGUGAUUCUCGAAUGUGGAUUUGAUCCCAGCAAUAUAAAUUCACCAUCAUUUCAAAGGUGGCCCCCGCCGUUAUCACCAAAUUGGUUAUCAGAAGAAUUGACUCCUGAUCCGUUCUUCAUCGAGUAUCUUGCCACGCUAGCAAAGGCUAGUCCCGGAUUUGCGGGGGCCACGGCCCUGCACGAUGCGAUUUUACUCCAGUCGGUCAAAACUGUUCGUCGGCUGAUCUCUUCUUCAGACAUGCUAGAGGAAGAUCGGAACUUCCUAGGCCAGACACCCUUACAUCUUGCGAGCGUUAAUCGGGAUAUUUCAAGUCUUCUGUUAGAUGCUGGGCAUAGCAUAAACACCAUUGAUAAGCACGGGAUCACUCCUUUGAUGUACGCAGCCGGGAUGGGAAAAAGCGAAGUUGUCCAAAUGCUUAUCCUCCGAGGCGCGGACACCACCAUCUCAGAUACACGCUGGGACCGGAAUUUCAUCGCAUAUGCAUCCGUACGUGGUCAUUGGAAACUUGUCUUCAAAUCUCUGCAAACAAUGCAAUCAUGCUACACUCGGAGGACCUUUCAAUAUUUCGUUAAUCACGCCUUAUUAGCACUGAUCGUCAACAACACAUGGAUCGAUGACCUGAGAAGGGCCGAAUACUUUGAAAAUCUGCUUAACCUCUGUGAAGAUGUGAACCUCACAUUCAAGAAUUGCAACACAGGCACAAAUCACGAUAACCUCCUACACUAUGUCCGAAACCGGAAGGAGGCCCAGUCUCUCCUUCGUCGCGGUUUUAGUGGGUUCAAUCAAGCAAACAGUGAUGGAAAACUUGCAAUACAUUCAUUCGUGCAAUGCCCAAAUGCCGAAUUGAUUCAAUAUUGCCUCGAGAAUGGAAGCAAUGUGAACCACGCUGAUCUUGACGGACGUACUAUUAUUUUCCGUCUGAUUUCGCAGCUGGGAAACUAUAGUUGGUUGAUUUGGGAUGCUGUUGAUUCAAUCAAGCUGUGCCUGGCUCGAGGGGCUGAUGUUUUCCUUUCUGACAGCUGCGACUGCCCAUGUCUUGAUGGCAGUGGCUGCCAUACGUCUUCAGCAUUUGACUUUAGGUUUCAUUUCGAUAUAUGGGGGAGUCCGACUGGAUUUGUGUGGGCUUUUGAGUGGCUCUCAAUCGUGGAAGAAUUUAGAGGCCUUGAAGCGUCAAAAGUGAUGCUUUUAUCCUUUCUUCGCAGGACACAAUCCGACAUACUUGGUAUCACACAUUUCUGCUGCCAUAGAGGAAGAGGGGUGCGUAUGAGGGACUAUGGUCUAUUCAGACCAAGAAUCCCUUCGGAUGAAGAUGUCAGGGAGAUACUAGAUGAGGAAGAAGAGUUUCUCGAGAUAUUAGAAGAAGAUAUGCAGUCGUGGGAACACCAGAGCUUGGACGGCCUUCGGUCUCAAUGGAUGGUCCUUUUGAAAGGAAAGCACAAGUUUGAAGUGACAAAGGCAAGGGAGGAAAGACGCGACAGAAGACAGCUCAACCAAUUGACUCACGGAGUGGAUCACAAAAACGACCGCUUUGUAGACAAUGUUACAAUUGUCAGCCCUGGUAGUGAGCCAAUAAUUGAUUUGUCAACGCCGAUGGCCGAAUAUGCUUUCUGGUUACAGCACGAAUACUUCCGGAGCAGAAAUAGACCGACUAAUCUUGCAACGGACGGCUGGUAUGAAAGACGAAUGUCCUGGUUUCGAGAGUUGAUGGAUGUAAUGCAAGUACGGGACAGUGAGAUUGUCCAGAGUAUGCGCAAGAUAAACGUCACAGAGAGCCGAUCCGAGCAAGUUGAUCAGGAGGCAAUCUCUGCCCAGUUUCUAGCUCAUUUUAACUCCUCUGCGUUCGAAAUUGUCGAUUUAAAUACCCAGAGGUAA